GUAUCAAUAACGGAAGCGUUCUGAAAACACCAGUGGGCUAUUAUCUGCGAGCUUUAUAAAGUGUCUUCUGGGGUGUACCAAAGUAAAACAAGACGUAUCUCGUACGGAAUGCUGAGCCGCCUGGCUAUACCAAAGUAAUCUUGAUCAUUGCAAAAUGUUGGACAUUUUUCUCAGCGAAUUGCUCCAGCAUCAGGGCACCCGACUUGCCGUCGAAUUUAUCAUCUCCAUUGCUGCCAUCGCCUUAGUUCGAGAGAUUGGGAGCAGAUGCUUGGCAAAGUACCGCUUACGGGCACUCCCAUUGGUCAAUGGGCUCGGUCUAUUCGAGUCUGACAAAAGGUCGAGAGAGAGCUUUUUGUUCAACGCCCAGAGCUUGUUGGACGACGGAUACGCAAAGUCCUCCAAGGCCUUCCGGGUACAGACAGACAACGCGCAAGUGGUGGUUUUGGCACCUGAAUGUUCAAGCGAGAUUCGGAACGACGAUCGCUUCAGCUUCACUCACCUUCUAGCAGAGGACUUUCUGGGGCACAUCCCUGCCUUUGUCAACUUUAGUCCGCACAAUGGCCUGAACGACAUGGCAAAAGAGGUCUUGACAAAGAAGCUUAACCCAUCUCUUGGCCUUGUUACCAAAGAUAUCUCAGCCGAGGCAACACUCACGUUCCGCGACCAGUGGACGGAUAAUACAGAAUGGCACGCGCUAAAUAUGAAGGAAACUAUCCUCGAGAUUGUGGCUCGUAUAUCCUCGCGCGUCUUCCUCGGGCCAGAGCUCUGUCGGAACCCUGCCUGGCUACGAAUCACCGUCGACUACACCAUGAACCUCUUUUUCGGGGUUAUGGCGCUGAAGAAAUGGAAUCGCCUUCUGCAUCCAAUCGUGUGGCGCUUCGUUCCAGAGGUCCGAAAGGUCCGCCAGCAGAUCGAACAGGCGGUACGCCUCAUCCAGCCCGUCGUGGAUGAGAGGAUUGCUGGGUCUCGAUCUUCAGCCGCCUCCUCGAGCAAGGCAAAGUAUACGGACGCUAUUCAAUGGGCUCACGAACUGGCCGAUGGCAGGCCUUAUCAUCCGGCAUUACUGCAGCUCGGCUUCUCACUGGCAGCAAUUCAUACGACAACCGACCAUCUAAGCCAGGCUCUUUACGACCUGUGUUCUUACCCGGAAUAUAUAGAACCUCUGCGAGAUGAGUUGGUUACUGUUCUAAAGGAGAGCGGCAUGACCAAAGCUGGGCUGUUCAAACUCAAGCUUAUGGACAGUUUCAUGAAAGAAAGCCAGCGAUUGAAGCCCGGAGCUAUGCUCAUGAUGCGACGUUUGGUAAUGGAGGAUGUAACUCUUUCCAACGGCGUCUUUCUACCCCAAGGUACACAAAUUGGCUUCCCACUACGCUCGCAUUUCAACCCGAAGGUCUACUCGGAGCCCGACAAGUUUGACGGAUACCGCUAUGUCAAGAUGGCAGAUGAUCCAGAGAAAGAGAUGUUCCGCCACUUUGUCUCGACGAGUCCUGAGCACAUGGCCUUUGGUUUUGGGAAACACUCUUGUCCAGGGCGCUUCUUUGCAGCGAUUGAAGUCAAGAUUGCGCUUUGUCACAUCUUGCUCAAGUAUGAUUUCAAGCUGGCAGAGGGGACUACACCCACUGUUAUGAAAAUGGGCUGGAAUUUGGUUGCGGACCCGAUGGCACAAUUAAUAAUUAAGCGUCGCGAGGGAAGAGACGAAAGUAUACUCCUUAGCUAAGAAAAGAAUUACUACGGUAGAUCCUAAUAGAACUUACACUAGGUAAUAAUUAGGUAUACUGCACUAGUAAUAGCUUUUUAAGCUGUAUAACUGCCG
This is a messenger RNA of Dothidotthia symphoricarpi CBS 119687, 1813 nucleotides long. RefSeq names its product putative cytochrome P450 monooxygenase. NCBI's taxonomy places the organism in Eukaryota, Fungi, Ascomycota, Dothideomycetes, Pleosporales, Dothidotthiaceae. The record is from RefSeq and is a predicted model, not a curated record. Bases 155 to 1717 code for a protein of 520 amino acids. Gene Ontology annotation, molecular function: oxidoreductase activity, acting on paired donors, with incorporation or reduction of molecular oxygen; heme binding; monooxygenase activity. The transcript has 6 exons.